AUGGGGGAGAAGAAGCAUAGUGAGAAUGGCAACGAUAGAAACACUCAAAUCAACGGAGUGAUGAUCACAGUCUACGUCGAAUCAUCAACGACCCGAUCACGAAAGCAAUCGGAUCCCGCGAAGAAAUCAAAGCGACGCCCACAAAUCAAAAGGUCGCGAACUUCACAAUCGCAAGGCUACGAUCGUCGGGCUCUGCUACUUGCCUAUUCGAGACAGCUAAGAAAUGCGGGAUCGGAAUGCCGAGAUGUUCGAGUGCCCUCAACACAAAAAUCGAGGCAUAAAAGCAAGGAGGAGAAUUGCUCGUGGUUUCAAUUCUGCCCCCCGUCGUCGCGAAUGCUCCGGCGUUCCAAUGGCCGGUGGACAUACGAUCGCGUGCCGUUCGUUGAGAAGGAAGAAUUGAACCAAUCGAGGAAGAAAAAGUCCAACGGAAUAACCAAUUCUCCGUUUCUGAGAAAAUUGAAGGGCAUGCUGAAAGAGAUGUCAUGCAAGAAAAUAACGUUAUAA
Messenger RNA from Neltuma alba, 504 nucleotides. RefSeq lists its product as uncharacterized. The record is from RefSeq and is a predicted model, not a curated record. Lineage: Eukaryota; Viridiplantae; Streptophyta; Magnoliopsida; Fabales; Fabaceae. Bases 1 to 504 code for a protein of 167 amino acids. The transcript has 3 exons.